Homarus americanus (American lobster) is the source of this 3763-nucleotide messenger RNA. It is a transcript of the gene Fmo-2, whose product is annotated as flavin-containing monooxygenase FMO GS-OX-like 2. NCBI's taxonomy places the organism in Eukaryota, Metazoa, Arthropoda, Malacostraca, Decapoda, Nephropidae. Bases 411 to 1832 code for a protein of 473 amino acids. The record is from RefSeq and is a predicted model, not a curated record. The transcript has 8 exons. Gene Ontology annotation, molecular function: N,N-dimethylaniline monooxygenase activity; NADP binding; flavin adenine dinucleotide binding.
CUGCAUUAUUUUGCUGUGAUAUUUAAUUUGAGAUCUUGUGAAAGUUUUUCUAACACUUUUUAGCGUGACAUAGAUGCGCUGUAUAUAAUUAUAGCCUUAUCAAUGAUAAUUUGAGAUCGAUAGUGACUUGAUAACGCUAUCGUUGAUAGAGUGGGGGAAUGACGAAAGUAAUAGCAAUAAUCAUACCUGAAGAUAUAUUGUUUAUACAUUCACUUCAUAUUAAUCUGUUUCAUUGCAUAAUUAAGAGUGAGAGGGUAUAGUAUUGCGACAACAACUUAGGGACCCACUUCUUAAGAUUUGAGUAGGAAUUACUGCCAUUCUGCCAGUACAGCAUAUCCUACUGCCAGUGUAGUGCAGCUCAUGGUGACUCUUUUUAGGGAUUGGAUUGAUAGUAGCACUUCCACAGGACAAUGAAACUGGUGGGGGUGAUAGGAGCCGGUGCAGCAGGUUUGUGUGCAGCUCGUCACAUCCUGGCCACUCGUGGCAUGUCACCAGUUGUAUGGGAAAAAUCAUUACAAUCGGGGGGAACCUGGGUGUACACACCCCAGCGAGGAAAAGAUGAAUUUGAUUUGCCAAUUCAUUCAAGCAUAUAUGAAAAUCUGAAGACAAACCUACCCAAGGAGGUAAUGGGCUUCCCAGAUUUUCCGUUUCCAUCUGGGGAAGAAUCUUUCCUUCAUCAUAGUCAGGUUCUUCAGUACUUGGACAGUUAUGCAGAACACUACAACCUGCAUCCUCAUAUCAAGUAUGGCCAUUUUGUAGAGGAGGUUAAACCAGUGAAACAGGAUGAGAGUUACACAGCUUGGGACAUUACUGUUAGAGACCUGGAAUCCAAGAAGGUCUUUACCACCACCUGUGAUGCUCUUCUUGUGUGUAAUGGCCACUACUCUCUUCCACAAAUGCCAGAAAUAAAGGAUAUCGAUAAAUUUCAUGGUCCUAAGUCCCAUAGCCAUGAUUACCGGGAACCUUCUCCAUAUAAAGACUCUAAGGUUGUGGUGUUGGGGGCUUCAGCAUCUGGCCUAGACAUUGCUCUGGAAUUGGCUACAGUAGCAAAAGAAGUGCUAAUAUCACACAACCACCCAGUACCAAUACCAUCAGAGUUACCUCCUAAUGUUCGUCAAGUUCGUGGUGUGGUGUCUGCAACAGAAAAUGGAUUUGUGUUUGGUGAUGGUUCUUCAGCUGAGGCUGAUAUGAUUCUAUAUUGCACAGGGUACCAUUUCACAUUCCCUUUCUUGACGGAGGAUUGUGGCAUUACUGUUGAGGACCGCAUUGUCAAGCCGCUGUACAAACACCUAUUUAACACUAAGUACCCCUCCAUGGCUUUCAUUGGUAUCCCCUUCCAGGUCUGCCCUUUUCCUCUGUUUGAUAUCCAGGUUCAGUAUGUCAUGGCAGUGUUGAAAGGUGUGGUCUCUCUGCCACCUCGUGAAAAGAUGGAUGAUGCCUUUGUGUCUCACCUGCACAAGCAGCGGCGUAUCGGAUAUGCUGACAAAUCCUAUCACCAGUUAACUCCACAUGGACAAAUAAACUACACAAAUGAGUUAUCAGCACAAAUUGGUAUAGUACCACCCCUCAAAUCCUCUUUUGGAUCUGUUAAUUUGUUUACAGCUUUGAGAUUGGUGUUUUCCUUCACUUUAUUUAGGAAGUAUCAGUACAGAAUUGAGAGUGAUGGGAGUGUGAUGGUGAGGUUGGAUGGCCGGAAGGUUAACACAGUGCUGAGCAUCGGAUGGCUGGUGGUGAAGCAUACAUCGCGCCUAUUACUACAUGACUUUUUUGGGGUCAUCAAACUUACAACUUCCUUUCUCUCUAAGAAACUUAAAAGCCUCUUCUUCAAUUAACACCAUCUCUGGAUGUUGCUCACAACUUCUGAAUAGAGUGAAGAGGACACAGUAACUAUACAGUACAGUAUACCAUAUAGCCAAAAUACAAAGUGCAGGUUGUUAACUACUGAAUAUUGUUAUUGCUUCCAACUGGGUGACAGCCUUGGACAAAAGCCGGUAAAAAAAGACAACCGGCAUUGACUUGUGAAUGUUUGGCAGGUUUGUUGGUGAAAGAGAUGCAUGAAAUAUAUUGUUUGGGCAGACAUUUAGUUUCAAUUGGUCAGUAUGAUGUGAAACUUAGAUUGGAUGAUCAUUAACAUUUUUUUUAUAGUUAUUUCUAACAGUUACUGUAAGUCAUACACUAGUUAUUCAUAUACAGUACUGCAGUACAGUAGUACAGUAUAUUCAAUGCAAUGAUAAAUUAUUUGUGUGUCAGUAAGUCACAGUCUUAUUAGUACCGUAUACAAUAUUUCAUGCAUUACAUAUAUAGUUUCUCUUGGUAUAAUAAGAUCAAUAAUGUCCAGUCAUAUUCAUAUUCUAGAGAUUUUUUAGCUUUUAUUAUUACAGGUAUCAAAACACAUUUCCUUCUUACAAAGGUCUAAUAUAAACAGUCAAGCAGGUACAUCUCUCAUUUUUCCACACUGUACCUGUUAUCCAUAACAACAAACCACAGUUCUGUGGCUUGGAAGGGAGAGAGAGACUUGAAUAAUUGGCUUAUAAAUUUUUAAUCAUAUAGCCACUUGCCCCACUGGGACCUCUUAGGGCGAGACCUACAUUAAACACCCACAAAGUACCUUUUGAUAUUAUAAUGCAUCAAUGUACUUCAACAACAAAACUUUUCAUGCUCUUAAAUAAUUUAGUCACGAAAGUCUUUAAGCGCAUUUUCUGGGUUAAUUAAUAAAUAGACUACUGUAGUCAUGAACAAUUAAAAAUUACAAAUCCAAGAGAUACAGUACUGUACUGUACUUCCUCUGUAUUUCCAUGUGAGUGAAGAUCUAUUCCCAGCCUAGAGGAAAUGCGGUAUCUGAUUGAAAAUCGAAUGUGUUUUUUAACCUCUCAGUUGUGAUAAUUAAUGUUUAUCCAGAAAAGUUUUAAACAAAAUUUAGCUUUGUUUGUCAUCAUAUUUUAACCUGCCUAAUAAUGUUUUCCCUGAAAUGUUAACUACUUUAAGUUUUAAUCAAUUUUAUUAUUAGUCUUUUAUGUUAUCAUGUUUAGUUUUUAGAUGAUUUUAGUCUCAUCCAAUUUUACCCUGUUUUUGUUAAUAAAUUUUAUUAUCAACUGUUGAUAUGUUUUUGUUUUGAUCAAGCUUAUUAUCACAUGGAUCUGUGUUUUUUAUUUAUUUUUUUUCGCUUGUUAACCCAUUUUAAGUUUGAAUGUAUACCUGUAUUGUCAAAUGUUAACCAUAAUUUUAUCAUAAAUUUUUUCCUAAUUGAUAAUUGUUUGUGAUAGGCUGCAUUUCUUUGAUGAGUCUGCUGCCAUUUGAGCAUAAAUAAUUAACUAAAUAAAAAACUGUGUUGAUCAAUUUUAUCGUCACAUGUUAUUUUUGUUUCAUUUUAAAUUUCAAUUGGUGGGCCUGUCUCUGUAUUGGUGGCAAACAGGCACUGGCUCCAGAAUGUACAUUGGGCCAGUGUUGGUCAGGGGCCACAUACUCAAAAGCAUUUAUGGGACUGUAUCUCUUUGAUUACCCCGUAACUGGAGUUACAGUCUCCGAUCGGUAUACUCAAAACAAAUUCGUUAACCAAAAUUUCAUUAAUCGAACCGUUCGUUAACCGAAGGACCACUGUACAGUAUUAGGAUUUCAAGGUCAGUUUUUAGGUAAAGGACAACAUUAAAAGAGUAUAAUAUUCUUUAACUUAGUUAGAAUGAUUUUAGAUGUAUAGUACAGUAUAUGCAUCAAGUUAUCUGUCAAGUCAUUGUAUGGUUAACAAUAAAAAUUUAUAUUGAGGUGG